This is a messenger RNA of Symbiodinium sp. CCMP2456, 528 nucleotides long. Lineage: Eukaryota; Dinophyceae; Suessiales; Symbiodiniaceae. The record is from the annotation of a GenBank genome assembly.
AUGUUGGGGCGUGCAUCGAAGCCUACACUUUCAAGCUCUUAUAAGCUUGAAGCCCUGAAGCAGGUCUUGGGUUACAAGGCCCUAAUUCGAGAUUUCCGGCCGCUAAGCGUUCUGGAUGCCACCUUGCCAUUGUCCGGCUGCCUCGAUCUGGACUGCAGCAGGACGAGCCCCAGCGAUGUGAGCCACAUUGCUCUGGAGAGUUGGAUUGGCGCGUAUGGGGCAGACUACGAGGUGUUCGCCAAGCGGCAUCCGGCUAAGGAUCUCGGCACCAUCGGAUGGGCCCUCGAGGAAGCCCUGUAUGUGCCGAGACCCACGCUGACCUCUGCUUAUGAGGAGUCCGGCAUUGCCCUGGAGUUCUACAAGUCCUACAACCCGUCCCACAACGAUGUCAGGCGCUUCUUCGACUCUCCAUGGAGCUUGCCUGCUGAUGCGGUACCUGUGAAAUCCAGUGAAGGGUGCAAAGUUUUCAGGUUCAGCGUUGUUAUGGGUUUGUCUCGGGGAUGUAGUGUGAAGGUAUGUGUAUCCUGA